Molecule: messenger RNA, 4812 nt
Organism: Zootermopsis nevadensis
Lineage: Eukaryota; Metazoa; Arthropoda; Insecta; Blattodea; Termopsidae
Product: follistatin-related protein 5
Biological process (GO): synapse organization; homophilic cell-cell adhesion
Cellular component (GO): neuronal cell body; axon; plasma membrane
Molecular function (GO): calcium ion binding; axon guidance receptor activity; protein binding
Source: RefSeq, a predicted model, not a curated record
AAGCAGGAGGUGGUGCAGUUGGAUACUUCGAUCUGCAACUGGCGGUAACACUUUUGCGGCGGUAGUUGUGAAUCAGGCGAGCUCUUGAUUGUUUGUUAGUUGUUGAGUGAGCGACUCGUUGGUGGAGGCCAGGGAUAAUAGCCAGCACAUUAUCAACAAAAGAUUCGGCCGCCAUGUUGUGGAGGUGUCUUCUGCUGGUGAGCUGUUGCGUCCUCUUCGCGCAAGCCAAGCAGAAGUCGCGUCAUCAUAGAGACUUCACUCUGGGCCCACCGCCGUUGCUGAACACGGUAGCCGCCCCCAAGCCCAGCCCCCCACCGCCCCUAGAAAUAGAUAAUUUGGAAGAAGAUGACGACUACGACCCGGCGGAGGACGAAAUCUUCACCAAACAGAACCCAUGCCUUGUGAAGUAUUGUGGUAAAGGCCGGGAAUGUCAGUUGAGUCGCGGGCUGGCAGAGUGCGUCUGCCAGCGGCGAUGCAAAAGACACCAGAAGCUCGUCUGCGGGACGGACGGUCAGCUGUACGCAAACCACUGCGAACUGCAUCGCACUGCGUGCCUGGAGGAACGAACCAUUGCCGUGGACCACGCGUACGAAUGCAUGAAGCAGGGACCCCAACCCGACAAAUCAGAAGACCCCAGUGUUCUAGAGGUGACGUCAUUGUCUGCUGUACCCACUGCCGUCCAUAAUGAAACGCUUACACCCCUGCCGUAUAACCCGGAGGAAAACGAGGCGGAACCGGAAACUGACAUUUACUACGAUAAGGACGAUUGUACCAUCCAAGAGUACGAGAUAAUGAAGGACAAUUUGCUCCUGUACAAUCAUGCCAAGCUGAUGGCGGAGGACAACCACAGCUCAGGGAAGGAGUACUUGGUGAGCAUCAUGUUCAGUCACUAUGACCAGAACAACAAUGGGGCACUGGAGAGAGAGGAGCUGGAACAGAUUGCUGGUCGGGAACAUCUGAACCAGCUGGCCAAAGGCUGCAGUCUUGGCCACAUGCUUUCUUUUGAUGAUACCGACAAAGAUGGCCGCCUCAACAUAAAUGAGUUUUAUAUGGCGUUUAGUAAGUUAUACAGCGUGUCAGUGGUGUCGCUAGACAAGGCCCUGGAGGUAAAUCACCUAUCAGCACGUGUUGGAGACAAUGUUGAGAUCAAGUGCGACGUGACUGGGACGCCGCCGCCUCCCAUCGUGUGGCGACGCAACGAGGCUGAUCUGGCAGCUCUCAAUGAAGAUGAGGUGCGGGUGUUCAAUGACGGAUCCUUGUACUUGACCCGAAUCCAGCUGAUUCAUGCUGGAAACUACACGUGCCACGCGCAGCGUAACAAGGAUGUUGUACAGACACAUGUGCUUACAGUGCAUACCAUUCCGGAAGUAAAAGUGACUCCACGGAUUCAGUCUCAGCGACCAGGCAAAGAAGCAUCAAUGUUCUGUCAUGUGAUUGGAGAACCUUUUCCCAAAGUGGAGUGGCUGAAGAAUGACGAGCCACUCAAACUGGAUGUGCCACACAAGUACAAGAUCAUCGGCAACGGCACGGAGCUGCAGCUGCACAAGAUAGCGUACGCUGACACGGGCGCUUAUAUGUGCCAGGCAACCAGCGUCGGUGGCAUGACUCGUGACAUCUCGUCACUGGUGGUGCAAGAGGACCCUACCCCCACUGCACCCAAUGAGGAGCGACGCUUCUUCUCUUUCCAUGACUGGGGCGUGUCUGUGUAUGAACCCAUGGCUUGCAGACUGUACCACCAGAUACAGGCUACAGACAUUAUUCCUGGCACCCAGGAAUAUGUCUGUGGAGACAAGGGAGUGAACUGCAGCUGGGGACACGCUAUCAAUGUUGCCAACCGUUACGUGUAUGUGGCUCAGCCCCAUAAGGACCGAGUGCUGGUCAUCAGCAAAAUCCAGAUGGUAGUUGUGGAUGUUGUAGUGACAGACAAGUACCCCGUGGAACUGCACUAUGUCCCACACCUUGACCAGGUGUGGGUUCUGAACUGGCGCAGCGAGCAUAACCAGGGCAUCAAGACGAUCCAGAUCAUUCGGGAUGCAGCCCAGAAGAGAAAGCAUCACACAGUGCAUCCUGAGCCCAUUGAUGGGCAAUUUGACCUUGUGCAGGGCCUGUUCAUGCCUCCUAUACAGGAUAUGACACACAUGUUCAAGUAUGGGUAUGUGACUCACACAAACCAGCGAGGGCUGUACAAACUUGACUUGGCCAACAUGCGCUACACCAGAAGUAUUGACCUGACACCAUUCAACUGCGUACCACGACAGAUACAGUUCUCUGCUCUGUAUGGAUUUGUGAUUAUGGAGUGCGAGGAGCCCGUCACAGGUCGACCAACAGGGCAAAUUUUGCUGGACUAUCUGACAGACACAGUGCUCACUCAGAAGACCGGGCUGUUUGGUCACCCUCACGUGUCCCCCAACAGUCGCUCAGUUGUAACAUUGGACAGAGGUCAUGAUGGAGUCACACUUGUGGUGCAGGAAGUUACUGAAAGUGGUCUGAAGUUCUUAUUUGAUGUGAAGACGACAUUGAACAUCAGUGAUAUCACGUUCUAUCCCUCACAAACCACACAUGGCUAUGACCUGUAUGCCAGUGCAACAGAUAAGGAAGACAUCUUGUUUCUCAAUCUGGUGACAGGGAAAGUUGAGAUGAUCACAGGUGUGGGCAAAGCCAUGCCCCCUACCCUCGCUCAGUGGGACACACCGAACCGACCCAUUGCAGCCUCUGGAGUGUUCGGACACUAUAUGGUCACACCAGCCAAUGAAGCCCUGUUUGUAGUCAAUGGGGAGACGCGAACAGUGAAUUGCGAAAUUGGUGGGCUCGUUCAUCCAAGGACUGUUGUCUGGGUGACGAUGCAGCUCCAGUGAACAAAAGUGACCUAAGUAAAAAAAUACUAUAUCAAACAGCCUUUUUUUGUUAUUUUACACUGGUGAACACAUGUGAUUUAGCGUAUUGAAUUACACAGACUUCACUCAUCAUGUGGAAUUGUGAUGUACUGAGGAAGAUGUAGAACAUGGGCCCAGAUGCUGAAAUGAGAAGCAACAUUAUUGAUUAAUGCUUAGUUUUGAUCUGCUUUUUUUAAUUCCUACUUUUGUCUCUCUUUUUAACAGUAAGAAAGGAAUGUGAAAUCCAUAUUUAUUAUUCCAUUUGAUAGUGAUCAGUACUGCAUGUAGACAUUUAAAAUUUGAUAUUGAAGUAGGUCGUAAACAUACCUACUACAUAUUUUGUAUAUAGCAGUUUUUCUAUAUUAAAAAAAAAAGAAACAAAUAUAGUGACAAUGUGAAACUUUUAGGUUACAUCUGUCAGUCUGUACUAUUAAAAAUUAAGAAAUAUGCAAAUUUCUAGCCAUCCGAUACAGACAAAAACACACUUAUUAGUUCUGCACACAAAUUAUUUUAUUUACUUUAGGUAAUAAUAAAAUAGUAAAUGUUGAUGGCUUGUGUAGUGCUGAAUGAAAUGUCAUGGUGAUUUGGAGGAAGAAGUGGUUGUGGCCUGUUUCAACAUUAGUCAGUGUGCCUUUCUGGGGAAUCUAUCGAGUACAAAUCAGGCAUAUAACCACUGGUCUAACCAGCUUAGGAGUGGGACUGCUAUGUGCUCUCAUUACAAGUGUUAGCGGCUGGAUCAUAAACUAAGCAGACAUCUUUGUGUCCUCUGAACUUACACAGGACUGUAAAGAACUGAAUAAUUGCCAAGGUAGUGUGUCUUGUUGUCCGGUCCAGUGUUUCGACGUGCACAUCAUGUGGCCCAUGUUCAACAUUCUUGGGUUAACCUUUAUCAUACAGGAAUAAUACUGUGGGCCAGUCAGCCAGACUGAACUCCGUAGUUAACAGUUCGGCAGCGUGCUACUGCAAUGCGCGGCCAAUUUGGACUGUGCGAAAUAUGCGACGCACGGCCGAUAAAGGUUAAAAAGCUUCUCAGAUAUGUUAGUCCAAAUUUACAUGAAUAAGAUAAACAAGAAAGGGCAUUCAGACAGGUUUAUGUUAAUUUAUCUUCUUUAUCUAUACAAGUAAGAUCACAAAUGUUACUGUUGUCUGUGAAUCGUCCUGUUUUGGAUUACUUAAAAGUGAUCGUAUGCUGAUGUUAGGUGCACGUUUAACCCAUUCUCAUUCUCUUGACUGUGUCCCCGACAACCAAAAUCAUGCUCGUAUGCACUGUUUUCCAUAAAGAGUUUAUGGAACGUAUGGUGACUGACACUGUGACUUGGGCAGUCAUCCUGUGCUGUGGUGGACUGGGUUGUCAUUGUUUUAAAGGAACUGACAGUCUCCAUCUUCAGGGAACAGUGAAUGGGUAGAACAAAGGAUGGCCCAACACAUUAAAAAUACAGUGUAGCAGGUACUUUGCCAAAGAAUUGCUCAGAUAAUUUCUCAAAAACAUCAGCAAAUAGCCCGAGUUAAUUCUCAUGGUCUGGUACCAAAAACAUGAGAACUGGGUCUGAUGUCACUCAUUUAGCAUUGAAACUGGUGACUAAGUGACUCAACUUACCACAUCAUGGUGGUUUUGUCACCUUAAAGUGGUAACACAGGUUUCAGUGUUUGACAAUAUUUUUAAAUUGUUACAAUGAAAAAUUAUUUUUGAAAAGUAAAUUAUGCUAUGAUUGCAUUUACUUUGUGUUAGGGAUUUGUUGCGUUUCCUCUGUACAUGAAAUAGAUUUUUCUCGUUUAUUUGCAUCAGACUGUACGGUGAGAUGUUAAACAAAAUUUUACUUCAGAACUUGGUAAAUACUGCCAUCUUGUCAAGGAGCAAUUUGUGAAUGGGUUAAAAUAAGAAGAGUGCUGGUGGAACAUUGAAGCCUUGAAAAUAGCUAAAAGACUUGCAGAAUGGUUU